This is a messenger RNA of Ostertagia ostertagi, 2376 nucleotides long. NCBI's taxonomy places the organism in Eukaryota, Metazoa, Nematoda, Chromadorea, Rhabditida, Trichostrongylidae. The record is from the annotation of a GenBank genome assembly.
AUGAAGAUCGGCAUGGCAGUGACAUCCGCUUCGCCGCCGUCGAAUCUCCGACUUCCAUCUCAUGCGAAUAGCGGUCGUCUAAUUCAGAACUCUUUGUUGCUGCUCGUCAUUUCUGCAGGUGUCGUCUCGCGUGGUGGAUUUGAGCAUUAUUCUCCACUAGUUGAAACCGAUUGGAGCAGUAUGAUGAAAGACACCGCAGUAUGGAUGCACUCACAGAGCAGGGGUCUAUUUGAUCUUAUCGACCACAUUCUUGUCGGAACAUCUGGAUCAUUUCCAUCAUAUCUGUCUCUUGCUGCAGCUGGUGCCGUAACUAUGGGACUCGGUUACUAUCUCACCAAGAAUAACAAUGGUAGAAUUACCCCACUUGUGGAUCCUUUGAAUCAAACUGUUGAACAGCAGGAUGGCUCGCGGGUCACUGCUUAUCUAAAGGAUGGCAACCUCUUGUCGUAUGUGUACGAAGAUGUGCGCACAUUGUACGAAGGAGUUCGACGAGGGGCACGAGUCUCUAACAAUGGCCCUAUGCUUGGUCGUCGAGUAAAACACGCGGAUGGAACAGAACCGUAUGAGUGGAUCACUUACAAUGAGGUUCUCGAUCGUUCCAACGACGUUUCGAUUGCAUUCAGGGAACUGGGCAUUCCAGUCGGGAAUGAUACUCAUAUUGGGAUUUACAGUAAAAAUCGACCGGAGUGGAUCAUCACAGAACUAGCGGCCUAUAAUUUUGGUAAUGUAAUCGUUCCGAUUUAUGAGACUCUUGGAUUCGAAGCUUGUGUAUUUAUUCUUAACCAAACUGAAAUGCAGUUGGUUGUAUGUGAUGCAGUUUCGAAGGCUAUCGGUAUGAUAUUUGUAUGGUUAAUAUUUUCGAUUGUCAGUAGUCGACACUGGGCUAGAUUUGAUCCUCUUUCAGGUCUUAUUAAGCAGAACUCAAACUGUCCUCAUUUGAAGACUGUGGUGGUGAUGGAACCAAUCACUGAGGAACUGCGCACUGUCGCUUCAGAAAAUGGAGUGCAUGUUCUCACCUUCGACGAAUUGGAGAAAAUGGGCCGCGAAGCUCAAAAUCGGCCUGCUCAUCAACCUCCGAAGCCAGAUGAUUUGGCAACAAUCUGUUAUACAUCCGGCACGACAGGUACACCAAAAGGUGUUAUGUUAACACAUGGAAAUGUCGUAGCUGACGGAGUCAGUAUGGAAUUUUUCAAGUACACGGGAUUUAAUGUUUCGGAUGUUAUGAUCAGUUUCCUUCCCCUGGCCCACAUGUUGGAACGAGUGAUUGAGAGCGUAUGCUUUGCAAAAGGUGCAAGAGUGGGCUUCUACAGAGGCGACAUUCGGUUACUGGCGGAAGACAUCAAGGAAUUACGUCCAACCGUUGUUCCUGUCGUUCCACGUGUUCUUAAUAGGCUUUACGACAAGGUCAUGACCGAGGUGAACAAAUCCUACGUGAAGAAAAUGCUAUUCAAUCUAGCCAUCAAGUACAAGGCCCGCGAGAUGCACAACUUUGUUAUUCGGAACGAUGGAUUCUUCGAUAAUGUAGUGUUUAAGAAGGUGCGCGAAGGAAUGGGAGGGCGCGUAAGACUAAUGGUAACUGGUUCUGCACCGUUGUCUGAAAAUGUGCUGACAUUCGUACGUGCGGCUAUGGGUUGCGUUGUGGUUGAAGGAUACGGUCAAACCGAAUGUGUUGCUGCAUGCACUGUAUCAAUGGAGGGUGACUCGAACGCUGGUCAUGUCGGCAUGGCAAUUCCGUCAGCUUCCAUCAAGCUGGUAGAUGUGCCGGAGUUAAAUUAUUUCGCUAAGGAUGGGGCUGGAGAAAUCUGUGUGAAAGGGCCUAUUGUGUUCCGUGGCUACUACAAGAACGAAGAGCAAACCAAAGAAGUUCUUGAUGAGGACGGUUGGUUACACACGGGCGACAUUGGUAGGUGGACUAACGAGGGUACACUGAAGAUUGUCGAUCGGAAGAAACAUAUCUUCAAGUUAGCGCAGGGUGAAUAUGUCGCUCCUGAAAAAAUCGAAAACAUCUACGUACGAUCUCGGUUCGUUGCUCAAUCGUUUGUUUAUGGGGAAUCUCUAAAAUCAUGCCUUAUUGCUAUUGUUGUUCCAGAUCCAGAGGAAUUCGUUCCUACAUGCAAGAAGCAACUGAACUUGGAAGGAACCCUUCAAGAGCUUUGUACGAAUAAGGAUGCUGUCAAAAUGGUGUUGGAUGACAUGAUUGCUGUUGGAAAGAAGGGAGGAUUAUUCUCGUUCGAGCAGGUGAAAGCUAUAAAGUUAUGCCCCGAUAUGUUCACUGUGGAAAACGAUCUCCUUACUCCAACCUUGAAAAGUAAAAGGCCGAAGCUGAAGUCGCAUUUCGCAUCUGAACUCGAAGCGAUGUACUCGACGCUUGACUAA